AUGGAGCGGGAUGCUGGCAGCAUGGCUGCCUGUCUACCCACCCUGCUCUUCAUCUACCUCUGGCUCCCGCUGGGUUCGGCCUGGGGCUCGGCGGGCCGCUGCUUCCUCACGGCCUUUCUGCAGAAUGGGGGUCCGGCGGAGCCAGACUUCCGCCUGUGCGUGUCCUGGGCGCAGAAGGUGAUGGAUUCGGAGCAGAAGCAGGCCCAGGUGCUCGUGGUGGCUCCGGGGGCCGCCUUCCGCCAGGAGCUGAACCUGGAGCCCGGGCGCACGCUGUGCGUAAAGCUGCCAUCGAGCGUGGAGCUGCGCGGCUCGGGAACAAGCAUCGGCGCCGUGCGGGUCACGUCGUCGCUGGAGGUGUCCGUACUGGCCGUGAACUCCCGGCCGCGCUCCCAGGACACCGCGCACGUUUUGCCCUGCGAGCAGCUGGGCAGGCGCUACAUCGUCGUCACGCCGGCGCUGCGGGACUGGGACCGGUACAAGGAGUUUGCUGUGGUGGCGGGGCCGCAGCCCACGCACGUCCGGAUGAUCGCCCCGGGCCUCGUGAUUCUGGACAACGUGACCCACGAGGCCAGACAGCCCCUGGACGUCGUCCUGGAGCCCUUCGGGGCGGUGCAGGUGCAAAGCGAAAGGAACCUGUCGGGGACCGUGGUGAGCGCCGAGCACCCCGUGGCGCUGAUCGCGGGCCACAGCUGCCUGCCCGCGGGCCGCGACUGCAAGCUUGUGUGCGAGCAGUUGCUGCCCGCGGGCCAUUGGGGCCGCGUCUACGCCGUGCCUCCCUUUGCCACGCGGGAUCCCGGGACGAAAAGCUCCUCCGACUACGUCUACGUCGUGGCGGACAGCGAGGGCCACCUGGACUUCUGGAGGGGCGGGACCCGGGGCAAGCGGCUGCUGGAUCCCGGCCGGGUCCUGCGGUUCCAGGUGGACUGGCGCAGGCCCCUUGCGCUCCAGUCCUCGGUGGAGCUCCAGGUGCUGUUCUUGGCCGGGGUUGGGUCUCGGCAGGGCGUGGUCUACGACCCCUGGUUUGCGCAGGUGCCGUCCGAGGACUCCUACGGCUCCAGCUUCUCCCUGAUUGAGCUGCCGGGCUUCUCCAACGUGGCGCUGCUCGUGGCCUCCGGAGAGGGUCCCGUGCCGGGCUCGGUGCUGCUGGAUAAGCGGCCGCUGACCCACUUGACCUGGCGGCUCAUUCCCUGUGGAAACGAAAACUUCUCCUGGGCGGAGGUCCCCUUUGGCACUGGAGACAAAGGCAGCCACCGGCUGGAGACUCUCAGGGGCCAAGUCAUAGGGGUCCUCAGCUGCGGGACCUCAGCGAACUCUGGCUUUGGAACGCAGGCAGAGAGGCCGACUGUUCUCCAAACUAGGACUCUUUCGGAACAUCUGCAAGCUUUCAGCUCCUUGGUUCACUCUCCACAGAUGUCAGAUCCCGAUCCCCUCUCUGGGUUCUUCUCUCUGCCCCACCCUCAGCCCAAGACCCUUCCCCAAGUGGACUCCCUCACUCUGCCCCUCCCCGACCGCUUCCCUCAUUCCCAGCCCCCAUCGCCACGGCCUCCCCCGCAUCCUUUUCUUCUGCAUCCUUCUGUCUACUCCCCAACCUGCAAGAAUUAUUUCUGCAGCAAGGGUACAUCGUGUCGCCUGGUGAACAACGUCCCUCGGUGUGUGCCCCAAAGGCUGCCAGGGGCUAUGGCUAAAGCUGUGGCCAAACCUGUGACUGUCAUUGAGUCUAAGCCUUUGUCUGCGCAAGUGGCAGCUUCAGGAGCUGUGAGCAAACCUGAGGCCAUCUCGGAAACUGUGGCUGCAGCAGGGCCCGUGGCAGAGGCCCUGGGGCAGUCUAUACCAGGACCUAUUGUUGUGGGUGGACCCUUGGUUGCUGAGGAUUUUCCUGAAGCUGAGCCUGGGUCUGAAGCUGCAGCCACAGGGACUUGUUGGGCUUCGGGACUCCCCUACUUUCACACCUUCGACGGGCAAUCCUUUGCAGUACCAGGAGCCUGUACGUACAUAGUGUGUCGCUGUCUUCAAGGAGUCACCGGAGCAGGGCUCCCAGCCUUCCACGUGUGGUUUGGUGGCAGCGGGGGCCAGCUGCCCUUCCGCCACGUCACCCUGAGUGUUUUCGGCUACAUGAUCACUGCUGCCAAAAACGAAUACGGCUUCGUCAGGGUCGACCAGCAGAGAGUCCGGCUACCGGUGAUCCUGGCAAACGGGAAGCUUCGACUCUACUACCGCGGGACUGAGCUGUGGGCUGAGGUCCAGGCUGAGGCAGUAACCGGGUCAGGAAUUGGGACCACAGUGACAGGGCAAGAGACAGGGUCCAGAUUCUGGACGGGGACAGGGACCACAGCCAUGGAAGAGGCUGCAGUUAAUGCAGGGGCAGGAAUCAGGCCCGAGACAUGGACAGCUGCCGGGGCUUCCCCCGAGUCAGGGUCUGAGCCUUGGAUAGGGACUGAUACUGAGCCCAUAGCAGGGGCUGGGACUUGGACUGAAACCAAGACACAAGAAACAACAGGAUCUGGGACUAUAGCCCAGACAGGGGCAGAGGUACCGUCAAGUAGCUGGACCAUAUCAGAGAUUGCAACAGGAGCCAAGGCAAGGGUAAGAGUUGGGACCAGCAUGGGACUGGGACCUCAGAUUGCUUUCCGCCUGAUCUAUGACUGGCAGCAAGCCUUGUCUCUUAAAGUGUCUGGUGGGUACUGGGGCCAUGUUCGGGGCCUCUGUGGGAACUUUAACGGGAAUCCAGCAGAUGACCUGAGCCUCACACAGCAGGGCCCUAUCCUGGAUUCGAGCCCUGGGAUAUCUGGUUCCUCUGCCUCUGUCAGACUUUUUGCCCAAGCUUGGGCCUUGGAGCCGAAGGAUGACCCCUGCUACUCACAGUGGAGGUCUCAGUGCACUUUGAGACCUGGGGGGCAGGAGAUGAGAGCGUGUAUGCUCAUGGAAAACCCGAAGGGCCCCUUUGGAAAUUGCCACCCGCUCCUGGACCCCAAGCCCUUUGUACUCAGUUGCCUGGAAGUGGCUUGUGCCUUUCCUGGCUAUAGACCGGUGAUUUGUCGAGAGCUGGAGACGUAUGCCCAUGCCUGUCAGCGGGAGGCAGUACCCCUGGGCCUCUGGAGGCUCGUGACCUAUUGCUCACGGAUUUGCGGACCCAACAGCCACUAUGAGCCCUGCGGUUCCGCCUGCCCGGCCACGUGUGCAGACCGGGAGGGAGACCCCCCCCAGCGGUGCCCGCUGCCCUGCCUGGAGACCUGCGCCUGUGACCCCGGCUUCGUGCGCAGCGGCCCCACGUGCGUGCGGCGCGACGGCCCGGGCUGCGGCUGCCGCCUCGAGGGGCUGCUCCUGGCGCCCGGGGAAGCCCUUUGGAGGGGCCCGGGCUGUGGCCGACGCUGCUGGUGCCCCGCCGGCGGGGGCCAGGCUCACUGCCGAGAGGCGGGCUGCGGGCCCAGCGAGCACUGCGCCGUGACGGGGGGCGUGCGCGGCUGCCAGGCCGCCGGGAGCGGUACUUGCCGAGCCGCGGGCGCGGGCCACUUCGAGACCUUUGAUGGCCACCGCUACCGCUUCUCUGGCUCCUGCAGCUAUCUGCUCAGCGGCCUCAGGAGCUACGGCCGAAUCGGGGAGCAGCCCCUGACCCCCUUCCGCGUCCUCUUCAACGCCGGGCCUGCCGGGCACCCGAGAGGGGUCGAGGUCUUUGUGCCCGGAGGCCAUGUCCGGCUGGACCAGGGCCAGUUUGGCAGGGUUCUGGUGAAUGGGGCGUGGAGGAACCUUCCCUGCCAGCUGGGCACCCGCGUCCUGGUUUUCCGCAGGGGGUGGAACACCGUCGUGAGCUGUUCCUUUGGCCUGGAAGUGGCCUUCGAUGGGGGCAGCCACCUGGUGCUGGCCCUGCCCAAGAGCUACGCAGGACAAGUGGUCGGUCUCUGUGCGAAUUAUGACGGAGACCCGACCAACGACCUGCUUCCCAUGCUGGGAUACCCCCUGGCCUCUGACCUGUCUGGUACCCUGGCCCUGGUCUACAGCUGCCGCAUGGGAACUGUCCAGGACUGCAGAGAAGAGAUCGAUGACAAUUGGAAGCACACCAUUGGCCAGUGCCAGGGGGCCAUUGGAGGCUGUCACAGUCUCAUAGCACGCGACGGACCCUUCCGGCUGUGCCAUCAGAAGCUGCUCCCCCAGGGCUACUUUGAAGCCUGCGUCCGGGAUGCCUGCCUCAUCCCCGGGAGAGGCGCCUGCCCCAUCAUCGCGGACUAUGCUGCUGCAUGCCAGGAGGAGGGGAUCCUCAUCUACCCAUGGAGGACCUCAGACUUUUGCCACCCGCCAUGCCCGGCUCACUCCCACUAUGAGCUGUGUGGGCCAGCUUGCCCAGUCACCUGCGGGAGCCUCUCGGGGCCCGCAGGCUGCCAGGCCGGACCGUGUCGAGAGGGAUGUGUGUGUGACCCCGGCUUUGUGCUGAGCAGGGCAGCCUGCGUGCCCCUGCACCAGUGUGGCUGCCUCCUCUCUGGCCACUACUACGAGCCGGGCCUCCAGCUCCCGGGGGUUUGGGGGGAAUCGUGCAGAAGCCCCUGCAUCUGCCAGGCUGGAGGCCGUAUAUUCUGCCCCUGUAAGGCCCCCGAGGCUGCCCCUGGCCCUGCAGGCUCCAGCCCGGGGCUCUGCCUGAUCUCUGGCGGCUCUCAUUGCCGGACCUUUGAUGGCACCAUCUUCCGACUCGGUGGGCACUGCUCCUACCCCCUGGCCAGCACAGCCCCCAGCUGCCCAGCGAGCCUCCCGCCCUUCUCAGUGCUGGUGGAUAACGGGCCCUACGGGGCUGACGUCAACCGCGUGACCCUCGCUGCGGCCGGAUGCCACUUUGUUCUCGAUCGCGGGGACUGGGGCUACGUGAUGGUGGAUGGAGUACGAUGCUGUCUCCCCUUUGAACUGCCUGGCGGGGGCGUCCGAGCCUUCACGCAGGGGUCCUCAAUGGUGCUCGUGAUCCAGGAAGGGCCCCGCCUGGUCCUGAGCCAGGGCCCGCACCUCAACCUGGCUCUGCCUGCUGCUUACCAGGGCCACACGCUGGGGCUGUGUGGGAAUUACAACGGCGACGGGGCAGACGACCUCGCGUCCUUGGGCCCAGACCUCGGCUUCCGGCCCUGCCCUCUGCCCCAGCCCUGCCCCGGUCCCGGCUGCCCCUCCAUGGGGGAGGCCGCCAGCGCCCCGUUCCGGGGGCCCGACUCCUGCGGGAUCCUGCUGGCCGCCGAGGGCCCGUUUGCCCCCUGCCACGGGGCUUUGCCCCCAGAACCCUUUUUCCAAAGCUGCCUGGCCGAUGUCCUCCGGGGCGGGGGGAGCCACGGUGUCCUGUGCAGCGGUCUCAGGAGCUACGUGGCCGCCUGCCAGGAGGCAGGGGCCCAGGUGCUGCCCUGGAGGAGCUCGAAGCUUUGCGCCAUGCACUGUCCCAAGCACAGUCACUACAGCCUGUGUGCAGACCCCUUCCCGGCUGCCUGCCCAGGCCUCCAAGCCCUCGUCCAGACCCCGGGCCAGUGCGCCGAGGGCUGCCAGUGUGACCCGGGCUACUUCCCGGCAGCCGGGACCUGCGUCCCCCUGAAGAACUGCCCCUGCUUCCACCGGGGCCUCUACUUCUCGCCCGGCCAGACGAUCCUCACUGACCAGUGCACCUCCGCCUGCUCCUGCCAGCCCGGGGAGGGGGUCUCCUGUGUCCCCCACCGCUGCCCCGUGGGGCUCCCCUGCAGCAUCAUCAACGGGAUCCUCCGCUGCGCUGGCCCAGGUGACCCCGGCGGCCCUUCCCUUGGGGGGCUCCCAGGGUCUGUGCUGGGGCCUGGAGGCGCAGUGCUGGCCAGAAAGAGCGGACCCCCAACGUUCAGCAGGAAGCUGCCGGCCCCCCUCAGAGCGUGACCUCAGGGCAGGGAGCCUUCCAUUCUUCACAGUCGUAACCCGGCACCCAGCCCUGCGUCUGCGCUAAGCCCUUAAUAAAUGUUCCACAAUUA
Antechinus flavipes (yellow-footed antechinus) is the source of this 5951-nucleotide messenger RNA. Its product is annotated as IgGFc-binding protein-like. The coding region runs from base 1 to 5859 and encodes 1952 amino acids. The record is from RefSeq and is a predicted model, not a curated record. The transcript is spliced from 12 exons. NCBI's taxonomy places the organism in Eukaryota, Metazoa, Chordata, Mammalia, Dasyuromorphia, Dasyuridae.